Molecule: messenger RNA, 764 nt
Organism: Cottoperca gobio
Lineage: Eukaryota; Metazoa; Chordata; Actinopteri; Perciformes; Bovichtidae
Gene: mlana
Product: melan-A
Exons: 5
Coding region: 183-545 (120 amino acids)
Cellular component (GO): melanosome
Source: RefSeq, a predicted model, not a curated record
UCUGCUUCAAUGGGUUUAACCAUGAGCCUCUAACCCGUGACGGUCAUGAGGGUGUUCUGCCCCUCUCUGUUCUCCGGUAAACUGAAGCAAGAUAUUUGAGGAGUGAAGUAACACAGAGCUUUUUGAGAAGGCAUCCCAACCAAAGGAGCUGCUCUCUGCAAUCGAAUUAUCCAAUUUGCUUUAUGCCGUGUAAUCGUACAGACGGGAUGCCUCGUGGAGACUUCAACAUUUAUUUUGCCAGCAGCAGGCGGGGAUACGUCAGAGCUGAGGAGGCAGUGGGUAUAGUUCUGCUGGUGGUCAUCCUGGCAGCUCUCCUCAUCAUGGGCUGCUGGUACUUCAAGAAGAGGAGUGGCUACAAAAUAAUCAGGAGCCCUAGAUCAGGGUCACCACAUCAGACAGAAGGCCAGUUCUCAGAGACAGGACCUUCAGCAGAUAACAAGAUGGCUCCAGCGGACUUCGGCAGUUUCCGUUCAGCGGUUCCUAAUGCUCCUCCUGCCUAUGAAAAGAUUUCUUCAGGGCCACUGCCUCCUCCUUAUUCCCCCUAAACGGUCCGAUAGAAGCUGGACAGAUGCCUGAAGAAGAAAUACUGGAGAACAAACUCUUAACUUUAUCUGUCAUCUGAUAGUAUGUAAUCUGAUGUCACUGUCGAUAUGGUUCCUUAUGCUCCGUAGUUUAAUAUACCAAUCGAUGAAACUAUUCUAUCCUUCACAAACACAAUGUACUGUAUAUACUGUAGGUUGCUUCAAUAAACAAUAACAAAAUGA